Messenger RNA from Macrobrachium nipponense, 1848 nucleotides. RefSeq lists its product as uncharacterized. Gene Ontology annotation, molecular function: nucleic acid binding. NCBI's taxonomy places the organism in Eukaryota, Metazoa, Arthropoda, Malacostraca, Decapoda, Palaemonidae. Bases 1 to 1848 code for a protein of 615 amino acids. Gene Ontology annotation, biological process: DNA integration. The record is from RefSeq and is a predicted model, not a curated record. The transcript has a single exon.
AUGUCUUAUCAUCGAUGGUAUUGCAGCAGACCCCGACAAGGUAUCAGCUAUACGCGACUUCCCUACACCGUCCAAUGUCACAGACGUCAGGUCGUUUAUGGAUCUCGUCAAUCAACUUGCCGACUUCACUCCAGACAUUGCAGCAGCAGCACAGCCCCUACGUCCACUUAUGAGCCCCAAAUGCUCAUUCGUCUGGACGCCCACCACGACCAUGACCAAGCAUUUAAGAAAGUCAAGACAGCUCUGACUUCACCACCUGUCCUGGCACCCUUCAAUCCUGCUCGCCUGUGGUUCUACAAACAGAUGCCUCACGCCUAUACGGUCUCGGCUAUGUCCUACUUCAAGAUAACGGCCAAGGUCCAGUGUGGCUCUAGUUUCCUUACGGAUACAGAGACUCGCUACGCCACCAUAGAGCUGGAGCUACUUGCAGUCACUUGGGCUAUAGCUAAGUGCCGCCUAUACUUGUCUGGACUUCAGCAUUUCACCUUAAUGGCUGACCAUCGCCCCUUGAUACCAAUUCUCAAUCACUACACUUUAGAUGCUAUUGAGAAUCCACGCCUUCAGCGCCCUCAAGAUGAAAGUGGCCCCCUACAUCUUCACUGCAGUAUGGCGCGCAGGGAAACAACUUUCAUACUAGACGCCCUGUCUCGCUCCCCAACCAGUCGCCCCACACCUGAAGAUGAAGAGGAGUGCACUACUUCGACUGCACAUGUCAGCCGUAUCGUUGCCAGCACCGCCACUUCCACUGACAACCAGGCAACAGGACCCAUCAUCGAAGAAGACAAGUCUCUACAAGAAAUCCGCACGGCCGCAUCCCAGGAUCAAGAUUACAGUCGUCUCGUUCACUACGUCUCCAACGGUUUUCCUACCAACCGCUAUGAUCUCCACGCUUCCGCCCUCCCGUAUUGGAAGCUGCAGGACAACCUUUACGCGGAUGGAGAGUUAGUAUUGUAUGGACCCCGGAUCGUCAUCCCUGCAGCCCUUCGUAGACGCACCUUGGAUCGACUCCAUGACAGCCAUCGAGGGAUUGAAGCUACUCGACGUUGUGCAAUACAGACAGUAUUCUGGCCAGGUAUCAAUGCAGAUAUCAAGAGUAAAGUAGAAAGCUGUGAGGCCUGCCAACAGCUUCUCCCUAGUCAGCAACAAGAACCUUACAUGUGUGACGACCAUCCAUCCCGGCCCUUCGAAAGUGUGUCAGCUGUCUUCUUCCAUGUAGCAGGGAAAUCCUGUGGACGUGACACAACUGCAGCCAGAGUUACAAGAAUGUUCUGUGUUUUCUUCCGCGAGGUUGGUGUUCCACUCCGCUUACGAACUGAUGGAGGACCCCCAUUUUCCAGCCACGACUUCAAGCAAUUUGCCGACCGCUGGGGAGUUCAUCACAUCAUCACUUCUCCACAUUACCCUCAGGCUAAUGGACAUGCAGAAGCUGCAGUGAAAGCUGUUAAACACCUUAUCAUCAAGACUGCCCCAUCCGGGAACAUAGAUUGUGAAGCCUUUGAUAGAGGACUGCUGGAGCUUCGGAAUACACUGAACCCUGCUGGAUGCUCCCCUGCGCAGAUCCUCUAUGGCCAUCCUCUCCGCACUUGUGUUCCAGCUCACCCCAGAUCAUUCACAGAGGAGUGGCAAACUAAGACUGAAGAUUACGACCGUCGCACUGCUGCCCAAACCGACCAGGCCAUGAGCCUUUACAAUUCACAUGCCCGCCCUCUACCCAAACUCACCAUCGGCCAACGAGUUAGGAUACAGGACUCAACGACGCUUCGAUGGGACAAGGUCGGCAUCGUGAUGGGCCGCGGAAUGUCAAGAAAGUAUGAAAUACGCCUUCCAAGUGGUCGUGUAUGGUUUUGA